This is a messenger RNA of Nylanderia fulva, 2114 nucleotides long. RefSeq lists its product as uncharacterized. The record is from RefSeq and is a predicted model, not a curated record. Lineage: Eukaryota; Metazoa; Arthropoda; Insecta; Hymenoptera; Formicidae. Gene Ontology annotation, molecular function: hydroxyisourate hydrolase activity. Gene Ontology annotation, biological process: purine nucleobase metabolic process.
AGAGGCUUCUCCCGCGUAGCAACGACGUCUCUUCCGCCAUUUGCCGCUAGGGGAUAGUAACGCAUGGUUCUAGAAGCUAGAAGGCGUUCAUUUCCCCGAAUUCCUGUUCCCCAGCAGAGAGCCGAGUGCGGAGAAAAAACUAUUUAGUAAUUUCGCGCCGCGAAUCUGUAUACCCAGAUUAUACCUGCGAGCUCGCGUACGAGGACGGGAUUCGAAUAAACAAAUCUCUCGGCCGAUGGACGAAACGUCCGAGAUGGACGGGAGCCCGCAGCCGAUGACGCUCAUCAGCAGCAGCGGCGCCGAGCAGGGCACCUCGACCGUGGUUUACAACCUCCUGACCACGACGACGUCGACUCCGCGGCUCACGCCGACCGGGAAGAUCAGCCACGCGAAGACCCGGGUCUACACGCAGCGCUACAGGAAGGAAUGGGAGCAAAUGCAGGAUUUCAAAGGAUGGCUGACCUCAGUGCAGUUUCAACCGACUCGUGCUUAUUGCACUUAUUGCAAGAAGAAUCUGCACGCACACCGUCUGUCGCUGCUAAAGCAUACGUGCACGAUAAAGCAUCAGCGUGCGGCUCUGUCGUACCAGAUGGAAGAAAAGAAGAAUAUGCGAAAAAUGGAUCCGAACGCGCUCGAAGUGGGCCUCAUCGAGGAAGUUGAGGCCGUGGAUGAUUCUCAAGCAGAAAAAGAUGACGAAAAUGAAGAUGACAUAGAAUAUGUUGUUGAGAGAUUAGACAUGGAUGAGGAAGAAGUACUAGACUCGCAAGAGGUUAAAAUGGAAACUGAACGAAUAAUUGAUGAAGAAGAGGAAGAAAAAGAUAUUAAUGAUUUGUAUACACAGUUGCAAUCCGAUGAUGAGGAGACUAUGAAGCCUGUAAUAAAGAAGGUCAGAUUAUCCAAGCAAAAGUGUCGAGAUACAUUGGCCGAGGCAAUGGCUCAUGUUCAUAGUGAAUAUCUUGAAGAAGAAAUCGAAGAUCAGGAGAAUGUUCAAAUGGAGAUGGAAGUAGAAUCGACUAAUCCAGAUAUAUCUGAUUUAUCUGAUGCAGCGAACAUCAAAGAAACUUCAAAGGAGUUCGAAAAUGAAAAAACGGAAAUUAAAAUUAAUCAAAAAUCGGCAGGAAAGGAGAAUAAAUCUGAUUUGAUUGUAACCUCUUCAUUGCCGGUAUUGGAUGCAACUUAUCACACCAUCUCAUCAACACCAACUCAGUCACCGGUCAAUCUUUUGCCGCUUAUGCCUAAUUUGAAAAGUAACCGGACCAUCACCUUGAUGUGUGGAAAUAAAUCAUUUACAUUAACUGGUGGCACAUUCCAACCGGGCACACAGUAUAUAUUGACGAAGCUGAAAGGCAAGCCGUUGAUGAUGGCUGAUCAGAAAAAGACUGUCGCAGUGUCCGAACCAGAUAAAAUUAAAACAUCGAGUGUGCCUAUCUCCGCCAACAGUCAGCUAUUCCAGCCAUCGGCUGCUCCUAGUACUAGUCAGCAGCCAAUUGUCAGCACUAAUCAACAGUCAACUGCUACCAGUAGCAAAGGGUCGUCACCUAAAAAAGUUGCUUUGGGGAAGCAGCCAAUAAAAUCAACUGCAACAAGAAAGCUGCGUAUCUCCACUUAUGUCUCAGACAAUAUGAAGGGAAAUCCAAUUAGUGGCUUGCAAGUCAGUUUAUAUAAACUAGUGGACGGGAAAUGGACUUUCUUAAAUGAAAGCAAUACAAAUACAGAAGGCUACUGUGUCGAUCUGGUGGAGAACAUAAAGUGUACAAUUGGUCGUUAUAAGAUCCAUUUCGAUGUCGAUAAAUACUUCACACUGAGAAGAAUAGAAACAAUAUAUCCGUUUGUCGAAAUCGUAUUCGAUGUGAAAAAUAUAAACAGUCACUAUCACUUGCCACUUUUGUUGAGUCCGUUUAGUUACACAAUUUAUCGCGGCUCCUAAAGUAUAAUUUUCUUUCUAAAUAUAUUCUUCUAAAGUGUAAAGUUGUAAGAUUUCCUAAUUUGUAUCACGCUUGCAUUGCAAGAAUGUGAUUAUUUUUACAUUAAAUGAAUUUCAUGUUAAUAUACAAUUAUCAUUUAACAUAUAAGAUAAAUAUAAAAAAAUAUAAGGUAUAUAAAGAAUCAAAAAA